AUGAAAAAAUUCAUAUCAAAAUUUGAAACAAAAAAUGAACUCACAUCUACCAGCAGCAGCAGCCGUGAGACGAACAGUUUCGUCGGCAAAACGUUUAAACUCAGCAAGGACAAUGUAGUAACCGUCGAGGAGGUGCUAGCCGAGGGAGGGUUUGCCGUUGUAUUUCUAGUCAAAGGAGCCAAAGGAGAACGUUACGCAUUGAAGCGACUGUACGUCAAUAAUGAGUAUGAUUUGGGUGUGUGCAACCGCGAGAUUAAAAUUGCCAGUAAUCUCAGCGGGCACAAAAAUAUCAUCGGCUACAUUGAUCAUAGCAUCAACGCGAAAGGCAACGGUGUACACGAGAUUCUGCUGUUGAUGCCCUACUGCAAAACAAACUUGCUCACGUUGAUGAACGCCCGCAUCGGGACCGGUUUCAGUGAGACGGAAGUGCUACAGAUAUUCUGCGACGUCGCCGAAGCCGUUGCUCGCCUACACCAAUGCCAGACACCGAUCAUUCAUCGGGAUUUGAAGGUGGAAAACGUUCUUCAGAACGAGCUGGGAAACUUCGUGCUGUGUGAUUUUGGCUCCGCAACAGCACGGGUGCUCAAUCCCAACAGCCACGGGCGCACAGUUGUUGAGGAGGAAAUUCAAAAGUACACCACACUCUCUUAUCGCGCACCGGAAAUGAUCGAUCUCUUCAAUGGACAAGACAUCACUGUGAAGGCGGACAUAUGGGCGCUAGGAUGUCUGCUGUAUAAGGUUUGUUUCUUUACGCUUCCUUUCGGCGAGAGCGCUUUAGCUAUCCAAAGCGGCCAAUUCACCAUUCCGGAUGGUUCGAAGUAUUCUCGAGAGGUUCAUCAGUUGAUUCGCUUCAUGCUGGAACCUGACGCAGACAAACGGCCAAAUGUGUACCAGGUGUGCGAGGUGGCGUUUGGUAUCGCUGGACGAACAAAUCCCGUUCGCAACCUCACGAAAUGCAAUGUUCCGCCGUUGACCACCUUGGUCGUGCCCCCAUUUGAAUCAGAAACUAAGAGGCUGCCACCGGUGACAGCUGUGGGACAGGCGAGCUCAACACCGAAGGCAAACAAACCAACCGGUCAUCUGCCAAUGGAAGGUGGUACCAGCGUAGCACCGCGGCAGAGACCGAAAGCGUCACAAGUAGCAACACCAAAUGUAGGAGCAAACAGCUUCUCGCUUGGACUGCCACCAAAUCCUUCACCCAAAAAUAUUCUCUCCUCUCCUACUCCCGGUACCGCACCUACUUCCGGUGUUGGGAGCAGUGUUCCCGCUGGAUCGGAUCCUCCGGAGGCGUUCGUUGCAAAGUUCGCUGCCAAUUUUCCACCAUCAGUGGCUGCCACCCCAUCAACUGUGAGCGGGAUCGAGCAUUCUGUUGCGGACGUAGCUGGUACACAUGCACCGGCCGCAUUACCUUCGCAGCCUGUUGCAGUAGCCGCACUCUUUCAGACCACCUACCCGGACCCGUUCCGAGAGGAAGAAUUACCUCCAGCAGCAAGCGGUGAGAUGAUGGCUGGUCCAGGAUCUGUCCACAACUCACCGUCCUCGUCGUUAUCGCUUCUUCAAUCUCCUGGUCACGUUGCACCGCAGGAUCCGUCCAAUUGUAGCCAAAACCACUCCAUUGGUGGAUCGGUUAACUCUCCUUCGGCAAACAGCGGGGUUACAGGGACCAUUUUAGCUCCCCCCAAAGCAUCGGGACACAGACGAAAUGUGAGUGAUACAUCUGCCUUUAAUAAAGCGUUUGCUACGGAAACUUCCCAGUUCCUGGCACCGUAUGACCAAUCGAACAACAAUUAUCAGCCGCCCACAACGAACGCACUCGGGCACACGUCCACGUCCGCUGGAAUGUCAACAACGAACGGCUCCAACGGUUCGCUGCACAAGCUGCAGGGGUCUACCAUCGGCUCCUAUUUUGAGUCCAGAGCCACCAGUUUGGCGACCAGUUCCAAUCCACAGCUGAGCCAGCAACGUUCUUCAUCUUCCGCGGGCGGAGGGUCUAAUUGGAAUCCGUUUGGCGACCCCACCCCAUUCUCUCAAAUGACUGAGGAUCACAUCUUUGGCGAGGAAUUUGAUAAGAUACGGGAGCAGGGCAGUCAGGGCAGUUUGAAAACUCCUCCUGAAGUCCCGAGACACUCGUCGCUGCCAUUAAUUCAAAUGGUCGCCAACGUAGGAUCGACUUUUUCGACAGUUCAACAGGCAGCCCCAUUUUCUCCCGAAAACAUUCCAGAUUCCCUAGGCGACGAUGAUGAUCCCUUCAAAUGUGCCCCAUUCUCGAUGCCGGUGCGCGGCGAUAAGAGCAAAUCAUUCAAACUAUCCUCACGCAAGGUGAUUGUUAUUGAUGGCGGUUUCAGUGCACAGCUUUCGGAACACGUGGUGCUGGGCCCAAAGCUGGAUAAAGACCCCCUGUGGACGUCUCGCUUCAACGCCACAAAUCCUGCGGCGGUCCUCGAUACCCACUUGGAUUAUUUGAAGGCGGGUGCGGAUUGCAUUCUGACCAACACCUACCAAGCGUCCAUCGAAGGCUACAUGGAUUUUCUCGAUCUCAACGAGGACGAGUCAAUACAACUCAUCAAAUCCAGCGUCGAGUUGGCUAAGCGCGCGCGGACGCGCUAUCUAGGAGAGAAGCUAGAGAACAAAUCACACAAAAUACCGUGGGUGGUGGGCUCUAUUGGACCGUAUGGAGCGUAUCUUCACGAUGGAUCGGAGUACACGGGGGCGUAUGCAGACCAAGUUCCAGCGAACCGUUUGCAGAAGUGGCACCGUUCACGAAUCAACGCUAUCGUAGAGGCCGGCGUCGACGCGCUUGCAAUAGAAACCAUACCAUGUCGAAUGGAGGCGGAAGCACUGCUGGAAUUGCUUACGGCUGAACAUCCAAAUGUUCGAUUUUGGAUAUCUUUCCAGUGCCGCGACGGUUCGGUCACUGCACACGGGGAAAGCUUUGCCGAUACGGUCAUAGCGCUAUGGAAUAAGGCAAAGCAACUUGCUAAUCCCAAUCUACUGGCGAUCGGCGUUAAUUGUGUUAAUCCUGAGUACGUUCUACCCUUGCUUAAAUCAGUUCAUGAACGACGAGUCGUGGGUACGGCAGACCACGAUCGCAUACCGUUGAUUGUGUAUCCAAAUUCUGGAGAACUAUGGGACGUGGCUGCCGGAUGCUGGCGAGGCGCGGAAAAUCUGACCCCACUGGAAACCUACAUACCGCAGUGGGUAGAAAUGGGCGUCAAAUUUAUCGGAGGCUGUUGUCGCACGAAUGCACGAGACAUCAAGCGGAUAAAGAAAACCGUCAUCGGGUUGUACGGAAGCCGCAGUAUUGAAAAUUAA
Molecule: messenger RNA, 3312 nt
Organism: Anopheles nili
Lineage: Eukaryota; Metazoa; Arthropoda; Insecta; Diptera; Culicidae
Product: AP2-associated protein kinase 1
Exons: 1
Coding region: 1-3312 (1103 amino acids)
Biological process (GO): protein phosphorylation
Molecular function (GO): protein kinase activity; ATP binding
Source: RefSeq, a predicted model, not a curated record